Messenger RNA from Cryptomeria japonica (Japanese cedar), 610 nucleotides. RefSeq names its product GTPase activating protein 1. The transcript has 3 exons. The record is from RefSeq and is a predicted model, not a curated record. Bases 33 to 482 code for a protein of 149 amino acids. NCBI's taxonomy places the organism in Eukaryota, Viridiplantae, Streptophyta, Pinopsida, Cupressales, Cupressaceae.
ACCUAUGUUUAAUAGUUAACUUGGAAGAAAAGAUGUCAAAGUGUGUUAAAGUGAGAGUGUUGAAGGGUAUGAAUUUAGUUGUUCAAGAUUGGGCAAGUAGAAGCAGUGAUCCAUAUGUUCUACUCAGACUUAGCAAAAAUGAAGCACGCACCAAGGUUGUGGAAAAGAGCCUAAACCCAAGGUGGGAAGAAGAGUUUGUACUGCCCAUAACAGAUUGCUGCCUCAAACUAGAAGUGUGGGAUUGGGAUAGUCCUCGUAAGCUUAAAAGGGAUGACCCUAUGGGAGAAGCUGAAAUAGAUCUCAAUCAUCUUGUUAAUGGAGAUACUCAAAUUGUGUUGCCUACACCAGAAAACUGCUAUUCUAAAAACAGUUACAUUAAGCUAUGUGCAGAUGGUAAGAGAGUUCAAGAAGUGAGUUUGAUGCUUCGUAAGGGUAAAGUUAGUACUGGUGUUGUGGAGCUGCAACUAGAAUAUCCAGCUUAGGAUGAGUAAUGUUUCAAGUUUUCCCCUCUCAUAAAAUCAACACCAUUACUUAUAAUCCACUGUUUGGUCAAGUAAAGGACGUGGUUAUCCUAAAUGCCACCAUUGAUAUAUUUGUUUAAGUAACGUUA